GAGGCCUAAAGCCGGCUGCAGGUAACCGUGAAUAACCAAUGACUUGAAAACAAUUGGGUUAUCCCAUUUACGAAAUCUCAAAGACUUUGCAGGCUUGCUGAUAUCGUUGUUUUGAAGGGAAAGCACGUCGUGUGAAUGAAUCGCUGUUCAAGAUGAAUCUGUACCUAGACAGAAAGAGGAUUGCGUUCAUCCUUUUAAGUUUUCUUUCGCUACUGUUUUCACUGAUAUGUACAUUUGCAAAAGGAUGGUCGACGUACAGAGGAGCGAGCUACGGGUUAUUCUCACCCGAUAUCAAGAAUGACAACGUUUGUGGCGCACUAACCGACGAUAAUUCCAGUUGCCUUCACUGGUUUCGCGCAGCCCAAGCUUGCAUGCUUCUGGGUUUACUGUCCCAUAUUCUGACAUUUGUGGGGUUAGUUCUUGCCGAAACGAGGAAUUUCAGGUUUUGGCUGGCGGGAACUGGCGAGUUCGCUGUUGGUACGUUCACUAUACUGGCAUUAAUAGUUUACUCGUUCCAGUCUCCAUACCAAAAAGGCGUUCCUCUCUUCGACUUAGGCUGGGCCUUCAAGCUCGCUUGGACCAUUGGUUUCUUUUCUCUGGUCGCAGCGGUCAUUGGCAUUUCAGAUGGUACCAAGGCGGAAGGAGUAAAGCUCUAGCUUAUCUCCCUCAAAACUUUAAAACUGUUUACGAGAAUCCAGACAGCUAUUUAUAUUUUUGGCAGCUAUUUAUGUUGGGCUGAAACUCCAUAAACCAGAAUGAACUUCUCCUGGUUCCAUUAAACAUAUCUAACUAACAUUAUUGGAAUUUAACUUUUUAUUUAUCUCAAGAUUUAUAUAACAAGUGGUAUUAGUUGCUCUCUUAAAGGCCUGUUUUUUUAGAAAAUAUUUAAUGUAGUGUAAAAAAACUUUGCAAAUUUUAAUUUUUUUAGUUCCGUAUUGUCUUUUAACUUCUCUACGAAGCAAAAUAAAAGCGACAAUAUCAACACACACAACAUUUAUUGGGAUAUGUAUAGGCCCGCUGUUGAAAAUGGUUCGUCAGAGUAGGAUUGGAUCUGGGUUAAAACUGACUUGCCAUAAACUCUUCUUUUAUAAGAAUGUUGUUUAUAAGAAUAUUCUGGCUCAGAAUCAUGAAAUUUUUAAAAAUAUUAUGAGAAUAUUACACAGACUUCGAUAGCAUCUCAUUUUGCAGCAGUUGAUUGCUUUGGCCGUGUUCAGAACAGUGAAUCGCAUGAGUGACAUAUCUUUACAAAUAUCAUGGUUUCUGUUCGAGGGCGGACGAUGUUCCCCUGAACCAUAUCAGAUUUGCGAAAAAUAAGAAUACUUUCAGAAUAAAUUCGGGUUCAAAACCAAAAUUUUUAAGAAUAUCGAGGUUGGAAAAUUUUUUUAGUAUUCUUAAAAAAAAAUGCGAAACGAAGUUUGAACACCGCGAAGAAAUAACUAAUUUGCUUUACUCUGUCGUUCAAGUAAACUCAUCUAUUCUCUGAUUGCGAUUCUUCACCCUGAUAAUAUUUUUUAAUGUUUUGUGUAAUAGAAAUCUUGUGUUUAAUUACAACACUCCGUUUUGUAUCAUGUUUGGUGAUGGAAAGUUUAUUAGCUAGACUUUGUUUGAUUAUAUGCCUUUUUGUUGAAACAAAUUGCCUUUCAAACUUA
This is a messenger RNA of Rhopilema esculentum, 1649 nucleotides long. RefSeq lists its product as uncharacterized. The record is from RefSeq and is a predicted model, not a curated record. Lineage: Eukaryota; Metazoa; Cnidaria; Scyphozoa; Rhizostomeae; Rhizostomatidae.